GCGCCGGUGAACACACCACCAGCACGCCGUCUUAGCGGUAUAUUUGGAUUGGAGAGUUUACCAGUUGAGGAAAAAUGGGGGACGACUUGGGUGACGAGUGGUGGCAAAACGAGGGCAAUUCAGGUGCAUCUGAGGCAGAGGAGGAGACGCAACAAGAGAAACGGACAACAGAAAAAACUAAGCCGGAGAAGAGGAAGAGGGAACCAGAGAAGACGGUUAAAGCCAAGAAGAAGACAAACAGGGAGCAGAAAGAGACUGUAAUACCUCAGAGGAAAGAAACUGAAGAGGAAAAGGCGACUAAACCCAAAAAAAAGAGAAAGAAGAAGAAGAAAACCAUCACAGAUGUCUUGGCCGCUUCGGAGCCAAAGCCAGGAUGUCCGGCUGACCUGCAGGACCUGGUCACGCAGCACUUCUCGGACAAACGCUCCGUGAUCGAGCAGGAGGAGCUCAAAUUGCAGAACUCCAGUUUCCUGACGAGUAAUGACUUGACGCACAGCCUCUCCUCUUAUCUGAAACAGGUUUGCCCGAAGUGGGCAAAGAUUCAGAAGCAGCACACAGAGAAGGGCUCUGUAGUGAUGCUCAUCGUCUGCAGCUCUGCGCUUCGAGCCAUUGAGCUCAUCAAGCAGUUGACGACUUUCAAGGGUGAAGCCAGGGCCAUGAAACUUUUCGCCAAACAUAUUAAGAUAGAGGAGCAGGUGAAGCUGCUGCAGAAAGGCGUCACGCACAUCGGAGUGGGGACACCGGGGAGGAUCAGCGCUCUCAUUGAGAACGAGGGUUUGAACUUGCAGACGUUGCGUUACCUCGUUCUGGACUGGAACUGGAGGGACCAGAAGCUCAGGAGGAUGGUGGACGUUCCCGAGAUCAAGCUGGACGUUAUGAAGCUGCUGGACAGCGGCAUCCUGGCUGGUUGUAAAACGGACAAAAUCAAAAUUGGACUAUUUUAACCAACGCAGCGAUUUGCGCCGUGCGCUGAUGUGUCCAUGUGGCUCCUUGGCGUUUUUUUUUAAAGCAGCGUACUUUCGUCCCUCGCGACAUGCCGAGGGGCCCUCAUCCUGUUUGUUUUCCCUUUGUGUCAGCGUGAAUCCUGUGCCGCGCUCUUAAUACUUUCAGAGUCUGUGUGACACGCAGGGUGCUGUUUGUUCGCUCUCGUAGUCCAAAACAAUGUCGAGGAGGGGGCGUGAUGGGUUGAAUAAACGGAUUCAAAAUUGAAA
Messenger RNA from Mugil cephalus (flathead mullet), 1211 nucleotides. RefSeq names its product cms1 ribosomal small subunit homolog (gene cmss1). The transcript has 10 exons. Gene Ontology annotation, cellular component: 90S preribosome; nucleus. Lineage: Eukaryota; Metazoa; Chordata; Actinopteri; Mugiliformes; Mugilidae. Bases 75 to 944 code for a protein of 289 amino acids. The record is from RefSeq and is a predicted model, not a curated record.